AUGCCCGACAACGCCAAAUUCGAACCCCCGACCGGCCCUCCCCCAAAUUCAGCACCGACCGUCCCUCCGCGAGUACAUCACGACGCUGGCCCGUACUACCCGCCCGAUGCACCGGUAGACAACACACGCGGUCCCGUCCCUCAGUCCUACCCUCCCGCACAAGAUCCCAACGGUGGCUACGUCCCGCCGCAGGGCUGGAAUCAAGGUCCCCCGGGUCCAGGUCCCUGGCCGCCGCAAGGUCCGCCUGGCCAACAACCACCAUAUGGAUACUACGGUCCACCACAACCGGGCAUGUAUUAUCAACCAGGACCACCGCCUGUGGGAUACUAUGAUAGAUCACCGGAUCAGGCCGCGGCGGAUGGGUGCUGUGCGGCAUUCCUGGCUGCUCUGACUUGUUGUUGCUGUCUGGACAUUUUGUUCUAA
This is a messenger RNA of Fonsecaea nubica, 423 nucleotides long. RefSeq lists its product as hypothetical. The record is from RefSeq and is a predicted model, not a curated record. The transcript has a single exon. The coding region runs from base 1 to 423 and encodes 140 amino acids. NCBI's taxonomy places the organism in Eukaryota, Fungi, Ascomycota, Eurotiomycetes, Chaetothyriales, Herpotrichiellaceae.